CCUGAGGGCUUUACCCACAGUGCCUAAGGCCUCUUGGCUAAUUUUGAUCGCUAUCAGACGCCGUCGGCGUCUAACCCUACCUAUUUUUCAGGGGCAAUCCCCGAGCACCUUCACCCAAGCUAGCCGCCCUGCAACCCCGCCCCCUCACGGAGGCCCCGCCCCUCGUGAAUCAGCUGAUCUCAGGGACCCGCUGGGUUGUGAAGCUCGCGCCGGAUGCAGACUGGGGUGCUGCGGGUGGAGCGUCAGGUGAGCGAGCGUGAGUCCCCGCUCGGCCCUUGGCUUAGCAGGGCUGAUAGGCCGGGCUGUCCUGUGUGCGGGAGGCCGGGGGUCCCAGAGAGAGGCGAAGGCGCAGGCCGAGGCCCGGGAGCGCCCUUGGUGACUCACAGAGACGGCGCCCGCGUCUUCCAAAAAGCCUGCGUCCGACCGACGGCGCCUGCCCGCCAAGGAGCACCCGUGGCGGCCCCUCGUCCCGGCCCCAGGUUCUCUCACUCGCCCCCUACCUCCCUCCUCAGACGGGCGCCACUGCAUUGGUCUCAGCGGCGCGAAAGUGUUUCACGACCCCCCUUCCCGCUUCCACCCACGCUGCCUCCUUUACUCAUUCAUGAGGAUUUAUUGACUACCCACUCCAGACGCCUGGCAGGUACACCGGAAUCCCUGGCCUCGAACCUCGGUCUUUAUAUGCCUUUUGCAAAAAAGAAAUGAUUUGGUGAUGGAGUGCUGCUGCCCCUGACCGAUGGACUCAAAGAAGAGAAGCUCAGUAGAGGCAGAAGGAUCCAAAGAAAGAGGCCUGGUCCAUGUCUGGCAGGCAGGAUCCUGUUCUUUAGCACCAGAGAGAUUGCCAGGCUGGGGAGGAAAGACUGUUCUUCAAGCAGCCCUGGGAGUGAAACAUGGAGUUCUUCUGACUGAAGAUGGUGAGGUCUACAGCUUUGGGACUCUUCCCUGGAGAAGUGAACCAGCAGAGAUUUGUCCGAGUAGCCCCAUUCUAGAAAAUGCCCUGGUCGGGCAAUAUGUUGUUACUGUGGCAUCAGGGAGUUUCCACAAUGGAGCAGUGACAGAAAGUGGCGUAGUGUACAUGUGGGGGGAGAACUCUGCAGGCCAGUGUGCAGUGGCUAACCAGCAGUAUGUUCCAGAACCAAAUCCUGUCAGCAUUUCUGAUUCUGAGACCAGUUCUUUGCUAGCAGUCAGGAUUUUGCAGCUGGCAUGUGGUGAGGAGCACACUCUGGCAUUGUCAAUAAGCAGAGAGAUUUGGGCAUGGGGUACCGGUUGUCAGUUGGGUCUCAUUACCACCACCUUCCCGGUGACAAAGCCACAAAAGGUGGAACAUCUUGCCGGGCGAGUGGUGCUACAAGUUGCCUGUGGUGCGUUCCACAGCUUAGCGCUUGUACAGUGCCUCCCUUCCCAGGAUCUAAAGCCAGUCCCAGAAAGAUGCAACCAGUGCAGCCAACUCUUAAUUACUAUGACUGACAAAGAAGACCAUGUGAUUAUAUCAGAUAGUCAUUGUUGCCCAUUAGGUGUGACACUGUCAGAAUCCCAGGUAGAAAACCAGGCCAGCACUGCCAUCAGCCCCUCCACUGAAACCCUGGACAACCAGGGAGAAGUAUUUGAGAAUACGCUUGUAGAAAAUGAUGUGCCUGUUGCUACUGACGCCACGAGAGGUGAUGCCAUUUCCUCCCAACAAGACACCAUGGGAACAACUGAAAUUUCUUCUGCCAGAAAUACACCAUCGUACCCUGAUACUCAAGCAGUAAAUGAAUACGUGCAAACACUGUCAGAUCGUUCAGUAAGAGAGAACUCAGAGAACGGCGAAAAGCCAAUGCCAUCUCAGCCUUUUGUAGAAGAAGCAGUUCCUAAUCUUCACAGCCCACCAACCACAAGCACCUCAGCCCUAAACAGCCUAGUAGUCUCUUGUGCAUCUGCUGUUGGUGUGAGAGUGGCUGCUACAUAUGAAGCCGGGGCCUUGUCCCUUAAGAAAGUUAUGAACUUCUAUAGCACAGCCCCUUGUGAACCUGGAACUCAGGCAGGCAGUAGUUCCAUAGGCCCGGAAGGUCUGAAAGAUAGCAGAGAAGAACAGGUUAAGCAGGAAUCAAUGCAAGGAAAGAAAAGUUCAAGUCUUGUGGAUAUCAGAGAAGAAGAAUCAGAGGGAGGCAGCCGAAGACUCUCCCUCCCUGGGUUGUUGUCCCAAGUUUCCCCCAGGCUCUUAAGAAAAGCUGCACGGGUAAAAACUCGGACAGUGGUUCUGACCCCUACGUACAGUGGAGAAGCAGAUGCACUCCUGCCUUCUCUGAGAACGGAGGUGUGGACCUGGGGGAAAGGGAAGGAAGGACAGCUGGGGCACGGUGAUGUUCUGCCUAGGCUUCAACCACUAUGUGUAAAAUGUCUCGAUGGGAAAGAAGUAAUCUAUCUGGAGGCAGGGGGUUACCAUUCUCUUGCACUUACUGCGAAAUCCCAGGUUUACUCAUGGGGUAGCAAUACCUUUGGUCAACUUGGGCAUUAUGAUUUUCCAACAACAGUUCCUCGUCUUGCAAAGGUGAACAGUGAAAAUGGAGUCUGGAGUGUAGCUGCGGGCCAGGAUUAUUCCCUGUUUUUAGUGGAUACAGAAGACUUCCAACCUGGGUUAUAUUAUAGUGGCCGACAGGACCCUACAGAAGUUGACAACCUUCCAGAGAAUCACAGUGGUACUAAGACUCCAGUACUUCUCUCCUGUAGUAAGCUCGGAUAUAUAAGCAGAGUGACAGCAGGAAAAGAUAGCUAUCUAGCUUUGGUGGACAAAAAUGUUAUGGGAUAUAUUGCCAGUCUCCAUGAGUUGGCUACUACAGAAAGACGGUUCUAUUCAAAACUAAGUGACAUCAAAUCUCACAUCCUCAGGCCUCUUCUUAGUUUAGACAAUUUGGGCACUGCAAGUACAGUCCAGCUGUUGCAGGAGGUGGCGAGCCGGUUCAGCAAGCUGUGUUACCUAAUCGGUCAGCAUGGAGCCUCACUGAGCAGCUUCCUUCAUGGGAUAAAGGAAGCCAGGAGUUUGGUCAUUCUGAAGCAUGCAAGUCUCUUCUUGGAUAGUUAUACAGAGUAUUGCACAUCUAUUACAAAUUUCCUGGUUAUGGGAGGAUUCCAGCUUCUUGCUAAGCCUGCCAUGAGCACGUUAAAGCAGAACACUUCUGUGGGGUUAAAUGAGUGUCCUCAGCUGAUCUCAGCAGCAGAACAUGGAGGAGGAAGUAGGAACAUCCACACAAGCCAAAUUGAUUUCCUAAAUAAAAACCAGGAGCUGUUACAAGAUUUAUCAGAAGUAAAUGAUGAAAACACUCAAUUGAUGGAAAUACUGAAUACUCUGUUUUUCCUGCCAAUCAGACGACUUCAUAAUUAUGCGAAAGUUUUGCUAAAGCUUGCUACUUGUUUUGAAGUGACAUCUCCAGAAUACCAGAAACUGCAGGAUUCCAGUUCUUGUUAUGAGUCUCUUGCUCUCCAUCUCGGCAGGAAAAGGAAGGAAGCUGAAUACACACUGGGCUUCUGGAAGACCUUUCCUGGAAAAAUGACGGAUUCCUUGAGGAAGCCAGAGCGCCGACUGCUGUGUGAGAGCAGUAACCGAGCCCUAUCUCUGCAGCAUGCUGGGAGGUUUUCUGUGAAUUGGUUCAUUCUCUUUAAUGAUGCCCUAGUCCAUGCUCAGUUCUCCACACAUCAUGUUUUCCCUUUGGCCACAUUAUGGGCAGAGCCACUUUCUGAAGAAGCUGGUGGUGUGAAUGGCUUAAAGAUAACUACACCUGAGGAGCAGUUCACUCUCAUUUCAUCAACACCCCAGGAAAAGACUAAGUGGCUACGGGCUAUAAGCCAAGCUGUGGAUCAGGCUUUGAGGGGGACAUCUGACCUUCCACCUUAUGGAAGUGGCAGUAGUAUUCAGCGGCAGGAACCACCCAUUUCACGCAGUGCCAAAUAUACUUUCUAUAAGGAUCCUCGCCUAAAGGAUGCAACCUAUGAUGGACGCUGGCUUUCAGGGAAGCCCCAUGGCAGAGGGGUUUUGAAGUGGCCAGAUGGAAAGAUGUAUUCUGGCAUGUUCAGGAAUGGCUUGGAAGAUGGAUAUGGAGAAUAUAGAAUCCCAAACAAAGCAUUGAACAAAGAAGACCAUUAUGUGGGCCAUUGGAAAGAAGGAAAAAUGUGUGGUCAAGGAGUCUAUAGUUAUGCCUCUGGUGAAGUGUUUGAAGGCUGUUUUCAAGAUAACAUGCGUCAUGGUCAUGGUCUCCUACGGAGUGGAAAAUUGACUUCCUCUUCUCCCAGUAUGUUCAUUGGCCAAUGGGUAAUGGAUAAGAAAGCAGGAUAUGGUGUCUUUGAUGAUAUCACUAGGGGGGAAAAGUAUAUGGGAAUGUGGCAAGAUGACGUAUGUCAAGGGAAUGGUGUGGUAGUUACCCAGUUUGGAUUAUACUAUGAAGGCAACUUUCACCUUAAUAAAAUGAUGGGAAAUGGGGUUUUACUUUCCGAAGAUGAUACUAUAUAUGAGGGAGAAUUUUCAGAUGACUGGACUCUUAAUGGAAAGGGAACACUGACUAUGCCAAAUGGAGAUUACAUUGAAGGUUAUUUUAGUGGAGAAUGGGGAUCUGGGAUAAAAAUCACUGGAACUUACUUCAAGCCUAGUCUGUAUGAGAGUGAUAAAGACAGACCCAAAGUUUUGAAGCUAGGAAACCUGGCAGUGUCAGCUGAUGAGAAAUGGAAAGCGGUCUUUGAUGAAUGUUGGCAUCAACUGGGCUGUGAUAACCCAGGCCAAGGGGAAGUUUGGAAAGCAUGGGACAAUAUUGCUGUGGCCCUGACUACCAAUCGGCGCCAACACAGAGACAGUCCAGAGACAUUAAGUCGUUCACAGACUCAAACACUAGAGAGUUUGGAAUUCAUUCCUCAGCAUGUUGGUGCCUUCUCUGUGGAGAAAUAUGAUGACAUCAAGAAAUAUUUAAUAAAGGCCUGUGACACUCCUCUGCACCCCCUGGGCAGGCUUGUGGAGACACUGGUUGCAGUUUAUAGAAUGACAUAUGUGGGUGUGGGAGCCAAUCGCCGGUUAUUGCAGGAGGCUGUGAAGGAGAUUAAGUCCUACCUUAAGCGAAUUUUCCAGCUGGUGAGAUUCUUAUUUCCUGAGCUUCCUGAAGAGGGCAGCACAAUUCCUCUCUCUGCUCCUCUGCCAACCGAAAGGAAAUCCUUUUGCACUGGGAAGUCAGAUUCCAGAUCCGAAUCUCCAGAGCCUGGUUAUGUGGUAACAAGUUCUGGGUUACUGCUUCCUGUACUACUACCUCGGCUCUACCCACCACUGUUUAUGCUCUAUGCCCUGGAUAAUGAUCGUGAGGAAGACAUUUACUGGGAAUGUGUACUACGACUAAAUAAACAGCCAGAUAUUGCUCUUCUGGGCUUCCUUGGGGUGCAGAGGAAAUUUUGGCCAAUGACCUUGUCAAUCCUUGGAGAGAGUAAAAAGGUUUUGCCAACCACAAAAGAUGCUUGUUUUGCCUCAGCUGUAGAAUGUCUACAGCAGAUUAGCACGACAUUUACCCCGUCAGACAAACUUAAGGUCAUCCAGCAGACUUUUGAAGAGAUCUCUCAGAGUGUCCUGGCAUCACUUCAGGAAGACUUUUUAUGGUCCAUGGAUGACUUGUUUCCUGUUUUCUUAUAUGUGGUGCUACGGGCCAGGAUUAGGAAUUUAGGCUCCGAGGUACACCUCAUUGAGGAUCUGAUGGACCCGUAUCUUCAGCAUGGGGAACAGGGUAUAAUGUUCACCACCUUGAAGGCGUGUUACUACCAGAUCCAGCGUGAGAAGCUUAACUAGGAUGCAGAACAGCCUGACAACUGGAUUAUCUGUAGGGUGUUUAGCACCAUCUGGCGUCUUCCUGUAGUGACAAAAAAGAAUGGUGUUGAAAUUAGGACGUUAUUAUUUUGGUUGUUAUUUCUGAGCCUUACUAAUGGUGAUAGCUCUGAGUCCAGAAAAAAGACUGUAUGGUUUCAAGGGAGGAAUUUAAAGGACAUAGGAUUCAAUUAAACCAGUCCCUCGCCUAUGUUAAAUUCCCAAAAUAUCACACAUUUACUGUUUGGAAAAAGAGGAUAUCCCUUCCUACAGUAAAGACUAUGCCAGCUACAUGAAGUCGUAAGAGAAAUUCUCAGUAUAGCUUCUUACAUUAAAGAAGUUAAUAAAUAUUUUUGAGUGUCGGGUUUGCCUGCAGUUACCCCAGGCCCUUUUGCAAGGAGCAGAUGGUACUUGAAACUAUUGUAGCCACACUAUGCCUUCCUGAAUUCCUUGCAGUCACGUGUGCAUCAUGCUUCUUUGCUGAAGGAGGGGGAAGAGGACCUUCUAAAACUGCAGUUUUAACUUUUUCUAAGCUUUUCCACUAGGUAGUGGUCAUGAUGGGAGAGGUUCUAUGCAGUGACUACCGCACCCUGACCCCAAACAUGGAACACAUCUAAAUAGGAGUCUUCUGCCUCCUGAUUAGGAAGAACAUAGGAAAUUUGUUCUUGGAUUCCUUACAGUGCUACAGAGUGAAUACACUGGAAUUCAAACACUGACUCUGAGCUGCUAUGGAACCUCAUUUGUCCAUGUGCAAAUGCUGUAUUCCGAGGCCUGUGAAUGAGAGCCUGAAGAGCUUUUGCAUGUGGGCUGUGUUUUGGAGCAGGACUAAAUUCUGGGAAAUAGCAUCCAUCCUUGAUCUAGCAUUCUUCCCUCUACCUCGCACUGAACUCACAGAGGGGAAGAAAAAAGGAAACAAGCUUUGGCUUUUCCCAUCUCAAAAGUAUUGUAACACCUCAACAUUUUAGUGUUUUGCUUUUUUACCUUUUUUUUUUUAAUGUCCUAUUGUAAAUGGUUGGUUUACACUGUACUAGUAACACUAGUAGUUGUUUUGAAUAACAUAGGUGCUCUUCCUCAUCUCAUCUCCUACACACCAUGGUGAGCAUACAGAGUGUCCUCCAGAUUUAUGUUAACAUCAGCAGAUGUUAAUCAGUUUUGAAAAAGGAUCAUGGUUUCUGCUCUACUUUAUAAUCAAGACGUGUUUAUUAAAAUACUGUUUUGGAAUGUUGGCUGUAAUGUAACAGCAAUUUUCAUAAUAAAAGACAUUCAUCUCUA
Molecule: messenger RNA, 7075 nt
Organism: Leopardus geoffroyi (Geoffroy's cat)
Lineage: Eukaryota; Metazoa; Chordata; Mammalia; Carnivora; Felidae
Gene: ALS2
Product: alsin Rho guanine nucleotide exchange factor ALS2
Exons: 35
Coding region: 734-5788 (1684 amino acids)
Molecular function (GO): guanyl-nucleotide exchange factor activity
Source: RefSeq, a predicted model, not a curated record